AUGUCCGCAACAAUCUUCCUGGAUAGUCGGCACACGCAUUAUACCAACCUCGACUUUCUGUCGGGAAAGGUCGUGCUGCACCUUCCCACGGAAACUGCAAUUGGAGGUAUUCAGGUGAAGCUGGAGGGCGUGAGCCGUACCCGGCUGUCUGGCCUUCGCCAUCCUCACCAUGUCAACUCGGAUAAGAAACGGACGGAGCUGGAGGUUCACAAGAUCCUCUACAAAGUUGCGACCGUCUUUCCUACACCGGGUGUUAUGCAGACAGGAUCACCAGCAACCUCGUACACUUUUGCGCCAGGUUCCUAUGAAUACCCAUUCAACUUCAAGGUCAGCUGUCUUGAUUUUACAAGCGCAGACAUAUUCCUUGGAGAGUAUCUAACUCUUGAUUAG
This is a messenger RNA of Penicillium cataractarum, 390 nucleotides long. RefSeq lists its product as uncharacterized. Gene Ontology annotation, biological process: ubiquitin-dependent endocytosis. Gene Ontology annotation, molecular function: ubiquitin protein ligase binding; protein-macromolecule adaptor activity. The record is from RefSeq and is a predicted model, not a curated record. Gene Ontology annotation, cellular component: cytosol; cytoplasm; plasma membrane. Bases 1 to 390 code for a protein of 129 amino acids. The transcript is spliced from 2 exons. Lineage: Eukaryota; Fungi; Ascomycota; Eurotiomycetes; Eurotiales; Aspergillaceae.